AUGCCUGACAACUGGUGGCCGAAGAGUAUAUAAAGGACAAUGUCCUUUGGGUCAGGAACAGAAAAUUGACCAAAGAAAAGAAGAGAAGACUGAAUACUGGAGAAUACUAGAUACCUUCACCUUAAUACAGACAGUCAUGGUGCGCCUGUCAAAUACGAAAUUGUGCCUUUGGGCCGUGAUGACCGCUCUGCUACUAGUGCAAAUCGUUCAUCCAGCCAUUGGUUACGCCAUAAGAAUACAGCGAAGAGAGGCUAAUGAUGAGGUGCGGUCAUUAGAAGAUAACAAAGCUGAUGAAUCAGGUCACAGCAUCCAGAAAAGAUCUAUUGUUGGGGCUGGUUUGAAAUUCGUGUUUAAAAAUUUUUGGGAUGAUUUGCUGUGCCUGGGGUCUCACUUAGCUACUCUAGCAAACUGCAACAGUUUAUCACCGGGAGCUUGCCAAAGAUUAAAGAACUUGGAAACUAAACGCGAUCAGAUAGCGACCUUAGUAAACGAGACACUGGAGACGCAAGUUGAGUGGGCAACAUUGAAUUCCACUGACGAGAAAGCCAUCACUAAUCUACAGCUGGUCGAGAAAGACUUGGAACUGGUCACAGCCAGCAAUCUUCGUCUCAUGGGCAUACUUAAGGCGAUCAGCGUGGUAGAAGAAAACGACACUGUUUACGACUCAGCCACCGAUAAUGUUACAGAGAUCAGAAUACGGUACCAGAUUGAGAUGGAAACCUACUUGAACGGCAUCAAAGCAACGCUGACAUCUGUGGGUUCUCAAGUCGAUUCUCUAAAACACCACGACUACGUAAUGUUUGCCAUCAUGACAGCAGUCCCCCUUGUGGCUCUGCACACCAGCCACAUUGUGACAUCUGCCCGUCAAGCUAUUCUCUCGAGAAGUCAAUCCUAUCAGGUAGUAGAUAUCGUUGGUGGCAACGGCAAGAUGAAACUCGCGUAUAACCCAGAGGGGCGACUUUACGUCGUGCAGGAUUCUCCAGAAUUGGGUAAACUGAAGGUUCUACAAUCGGUCAGUGACAGUGGAAAAGUUGGACGGUUCUGGAAGUUUAUGACGCCAGCCGGACAGUCUGCCAUGGUCUCCGAGUUUCUUGAAAGCUUCGACUUCGAGAGAGGCAAAAAAAUCGCCUGGCUUCAGCAAAAUAACGCCGACUAUCUCAACACACUAAAACAAAAGGGAUACGUUACUGCCUUCCUGAGUAGAACAGAGGGUCUUUCAAAUACAGAGUUAGAUGACUUUGUGAAGAAAGCGGCAGUCUUAGAUCAAGAUAAGUUCUACAAGUACGAUGUCGAUAUCCCUGAAGCUGACCUUCCAAAGAAUAUGAAAUUAGGCCUAGACAUGCUUAACCCUAAUGACAUUGCUGUGGUCAAUGCAUACAACAGAUUGAAGACUACACACCCCGACCUACUAGACAAUUUGAAUAAAGCCGGUGCUACAGGAAAGUUCUUAGAAAACUCCCAAACUCUCACAGACGCUGAGUUUGACGCCUACGCAGCAAAAGUAAAAGCAGCAGCCCCCGAGUUACCCGACGGCAAUCUCAAGCACUUCGACUGGGACGUGCCUGCAAAAAAAGUAACAUUCACUCAAAGUAUCAAAAAUGGGUGGUCGUCCUUUAGAAACUUUAACUUGUUUAACUGGAGAGGACGUCAAGUGAAGAUAAGCAGUGUUCUUACCAUGGGGACCAUAGGUGGAAGCCUGAACGUCGCGCUUUGUUUGUACAUGACCAUUUCGUCAACCAAAAGUGUAGAAGAAAAAAUCAUAGAAAUCGAUGGCAAACUCGAUGAGGCCAAGGCUAGCGUAGAGCAGAAACAGGCAGAGCUGGAAGCUCUUCUUGUGGAGGAGCAAGACCUCUACUCAAAAAUCAAGAAUAACACCGUGUCUUUGUACAAUCUCUUUAGUACCACCGAUAACACCAUUGCAGACGACCCAAGUUGCCAGGACACCUUGUGCACAUUCCUCCGUGACGCUGCCCAAAUCCAGGUUAUCGCCGAUUUCCUUUCUACGUGGAAUAAUGAUACCGUCACAUCUGGGACUAUUCUGGUCAGUCAGUUGGCUUUUAUGGCAGCUCUCACCGAAUCAAAGACGGAAAUGAUUGACCUAUACAACUCUGCCACAGUCACCACCAACGUUAUAAAUUGGGUGACCGACGGCCUGACACUAGACAGGAUGCUGGAGAACGCAGUCACGCUGAAUCUCGACGCCCGCAUUCCGGACAAGUUUUCAGUUUUGACAGUAAUCAAGGUUGCCUUUCCAUCUCUCGAGAAUUACGAUGGAAUUCCUCUCGGCUGUAUUGGUGGUUCAAUUACUACACAGGCAGAACUUGAAGCAUACCUGGUCGAAGCAGCUCCUAUAACUGGCGAUGUUGUUGAUGACAUCAAGACUGGUAAGCUCUUGGGAGUUUCCGUUGAUACGAUCGUUACGCUUAUUCAAAACAAAGUGGCUUCUGGCGAUCUCCCUGCAGACCCAUGCAAUGGUCAAGCUUGUACCAGAGAAGACGUGUUGAAGGUGAUUGCCGCGGAAUAUCCAGACGAGACAUCGUAUGAUGGGGAGGAUUUGACAGCACAUAGAAAUAGCGCCUCUUGCACGAAUGCAGAAUCGGCUGCUCAAGCCGAAGCCCAGGCUCAAGCAGAAGCCCAGGCGCAAGCCGCAGCCCAGGCUCAAGCCGCAGCCCAGGCUCAAGCCGCAGCCCAAGCUCAAGCCGCAGCCCAAGCACUAGCUGCAGCCCAGGCUCAAGCCGCAGCCCAAGCACUAGCUGCAGCCCAAGCUGAAGCAAUUGCCAAAGCCAAAGCCGCAAUGGAAGCUAUGCAAAAAUCUUUGAAAAAAGCCUUUAGGAUAUCAUUUGGAUAAUUUCUGCUGCUAAUUUUAUUUGAUUAAAUGAAGGAGGAUUUGAUUAAAAGCACUCCAUUUGUAAUAGAUAUGCGCAGUUUUCAAAAUUGUUCAUUUAUGCUCUUGUUAAAUUGUGCAAAGAGCUUUAAUCCUAAACGAUAUGCCACUAAUAUACCAGAGAAAUGAUCACUGAAACUGUACUUAUUGGUACUGUUGCAAUUUUAUUGCUUUGUUAUUGUAUAUGUUUAAUUAUAACAUACAAUGGAAUACAUGUAAGUUACAUGUACGUGUGCUUGGUAGAAGCACGCAUAUUGUCUUUCUUCAACUUAUUUUUUAAAAUACAUAUCUAUUCUUCAAA
This is a messenger RNA of Lingula anatina, 3185 nucleotides long. RefSeq lists its product as uncharacterized. The record is from RefSeq and is a predicted model, not a curated record. NCBI's taxonomy places the organism in Eukaryota, Metazoa, Brachiopoda, Lingulata, Lingulida, Lingulidae.